AAGAUGGAAACCAAGCCUCAAUUCAUUGAUAUUGGUGCCAAUCUAACUGAUGAAUCCUUUCGUGGCCACUACAACGGCAAGCAGUACCAUCCAGAUGACUUCGAGGCCGUGCUCGGGCGAGCCUGGGAAGCAGGUGUGGAGCGGGUGAUGGUCACCGCUGGCCGGCUGCAGGAAGUCAAAGAGGCCCUGCAGCUCGUCGACAAGCACGAUCGACUUUACACGACUGUGGGCGUGCACCCGACGCGCUGCGAUGAGUUCGAGGCGUGGGAAGGCGGCGCGGAGGACUACCUCCAGCAGCUCCUGGCGCUUGCUCUCCCCGAGGGGAAGCCGCACCCCAAGAUCGUCGCCGUGGGCGAAUUCGGACUCGACUACGACCGGCUGCAGUUCUGCUCCAAGGAAACGCAGCUCAAGUACUUCGAGGCUCAGUUCGAGCUGGUGGAGAAGACCGGCCUGCCGCUCUUCCUGCACAUGCGCAACGCUUGCGAUGACUUUAUCGAAGUCGUGAAGCGGAACCGCCACAAGUUCUCGAAUGGUGUGGUCCACUCGUUCACUGGCACGAUGGAGGAGAUGCAGGCCCUAGUGGCGUUGGAUCUCUUCAUCGGCAUUAACGGUUGUUCGCUCAAGAUGAACUCCACGCAGACCAAGGAGAACCUGGACGUGGUUUGCGCCAUCCCCGAAGACCGAAUAAUGAUCGAAACAGAUGCGCCCUACUGCGACAUCCGAAACACGCACGCCGGCGCAAAGCUGGUGAGCACCAAGUGGCCGAGCGUGGGCGUCACUCACGUUUCGUGUGGCGACUAUCCUAGACAGGUGAUGGAGGUCGUGGCUGGCGCGCGAGGCGUAGGGUUGGAGGAGCUGGCUGCCAAGAUCCACACCAACACCAGGCGCGUGUUCUUUCCCUGA
Messenger RNA from Acanthamoeba castellanii str. Neff, 903 nucleotides. RefSeq names its product TatD DNase domain containing 1, putative. The record is from RefSeq and is a predicted model, not a curated record. Gene Ontology annotation, cellular component: cytosol. The transcript is spliced from 10 exons. Gene Ontology annotation, molecular function: 3'-5'-DNA exonuclease activity. The annotation marks the transcript as partial. NCBI's taxonomy places the organism in Eukaryota, Discosea, Longamoebia, Acanthamoebidae.